Paramecium pentaurelia is the source of this 1241-nucleotide messenger RNA. Lineage: Eukaryota; Ciliophora; Oligohymenophorea; Peniculida; Parameciidae. The record is from the annotation of a GenBank genome assembly.
AUGAAUUAAUAAAAACAACUCAUAUAUUGGGAAAAAUAAGGAUAUGAUCAAUUAUGUGGUGUACAUUGCAUCAAUUCUCUUUUAUAAGGUCCAUAUUUUAAUGAGAUUGAUUUAGCAACAAUUGCUUAAGAAUUAGAUAGAUAAGAAAUUGAAUUACUAGGAAAAACAGGACAUCGUUAUAAAUCGUAAAAUGUAGCAGAAGAUGGAAAUUUCUCAAUUUAGGUUUUAGCUGAAGCUUUAAAAAAAUUAGGAGAUUUGUAAAUUGAAUCUGUAGAUUCAAAAAUCAACUAAAAUUAAGAUUUGAGGUAUUUGAUUUCUUUUAUAUAAAUUAAGUCAAGAAAGUGGAUUUAUUUGUAAUUCUUAAGCUCAUUGGUUUUCAAUAAGAAAGAUUGAAAAUAUUUGGUAUAAUUUAAAUUCAACUAACAAACGAGGACCAGAAAUAAUUAGUGAUUUUUAUCUAUCUGCAUUUCUAUAAUCAGUAAAAGAGAAUGGAUAUUCAAUAUUUGUUGUUAAAGGUGUUUAUCCUCCACCAUAAUUAGAUGUAUUUUAUAAUCUAAUUUUUAUUAAUAGAAUAUAGAUUAGAAUGAUCGUUAAAAAGUUCUUACUACUUAAUUCAUUAAAUAAGUUCAUGAUAGAAGAGUCAAAAAAAAGAAUUAUUAAUUGAAUAUUGGAGGUUCAGAUGAAAUAGAAAUGAAAAAGGCAUUAAAAGCAAGUAAAGGAGAGAAAUAUGUACAUUAAGAUAAUUAUUUUAGGAAUCAACAGAUGAAGAAUUUGAAGAAGAACUUUAAUAACCAAAUAAAAUGUAAUCCACUCCAAAAUUUCAAGGAUAAGGAAUUUAAUUUGGACAAUAGAAAUCAUAAGUAAAUUAUCCAAAUUUCAAUAUUGAUCCACUUGAUGCUGAAUAUAGAUCAAUUAUACUCAUGACACUUGAAUAAGUAAUUAUACUAUUGAAUAAUUUAUAGAAAUUUAAUAUUUAAUUGGAAGAAGGUUUAGUUAUCCUAUUUUAAUUACCAAAUGGAUAAAAUAAAUAAUAUACAUUUAGUUAUGAUGCAACUGUUGAAGUAUUUCAUAUUUCCAUUUUAUAGGAUCUUUAUGAUUUUAUUUUCUUUGAAAGUAGACAAUAAUCUAUGAGAUUCACUUUGAUUUGCCCUAUUCAAAAGCUAUAACUUUUAGAUGUUACACAAUAGCUCUUAGAUAUUGGCAUAGAUACAAUGACCUAAAUUAUUGUAAAGAAGGAUUGA